CCCUACCUCCCAUCCUUUGCCCAGGAGCUGCCUUCAUCGCAGUCACGCCCCUUCCUUCCGAGGAGAUUUCUGACUGCCCAAGCUGGUAGACCCCUGAUUUAUUCCUCCAUCUCCUCUCUCUUUCGCUUCAUCUUCUUUUAGUUCUCACCGCUCCCUCCACCCCCACCUUCAAUCUGUCUCGCCUCCGACCAUCCGCUGCUCCACCCUCCGGCCCGGUAUCCUGCCUGUCCACUGCCACCAAGGAAAACCCAGAGGGAGCAGCGAAGAGGGGAGCAGCCGGGAGUCCGGGCUUCUCCCCUGCCCAUCCCUGGCUUUUGGCCCGGGACCGAAGCCACUUGAACGAGCAGAGAGUCGUCACCUUGUCUUCGUUGCAUUCAGGGAGCUGCUGAGAAGGACAAAUAAGAUAACAGAAGUAAAAGAGCUUUUGUCUCCUUAGAAGAAAGGCUGAGAAACUAAAGAGUGACCACUGGUUGGACUCUUGGCGGCGCUUAACCUGAACCUGAGUGUUAGGGGAGAGGGAAUCUGCCGUUGCGGUUUCUGGAGCUGCUCAUAAGCAAGAAUUCCCUAUCCUGAUCAAGGCUUUAAGCCUAAAAGAAAGCAGAAAUAGGUCAAGGGCAGCCCAAGUGCCCAAUUUCUCUCUCUCUUCACAAGGCACCACCAGCAAUAGAGAUGAGAAAUUCUGAAGAUCAGCCAAGUGGAGGAACCACGGUGUUGCAGCGUCUGCUACAAGAGCAGCUUCGCUAUGGCAAUCCUAAUGAGAAUCGCAACCUGCUUGCCAUACACCAGCAAGCCACAGGGACUGUCCCUCCUUUCCCCAGUGGCAGUGGAAACCCAGGUCCUCAGAAUGAUAUGUUGAGUCCCCAAGACCAUCACCAACAGCUUGUGGCACAUGCUGCUAGACAAGAACCCCAAGGGCAGGAAAUUCAGUCAGAAAAUAUCAUGAUGGAGAAGCAACUUUCCCCUCGAAUGCAGAAUAAUGAAGAACUCCCGACCUAUGAAGAAGCCAAGGUCCAGUCCCAGUACUUUCGGGGCCAACAGCAUGCCAGUGUUGGAGCUGCCUUCUAUGUCACUGGAGUCACCAACCAGAAGAUGAGGACGGAGGGACGCCCAUCAGUUCAGCGUCUCAAUCCUGGGAAGAUGCACCAGGAUGAGGGACUCAGAGACCUUAAGCAAGGACAUGUCCGCUCUUUGAGUGAACGACUAAUGCAGAUGUCAUUGGCCACCAGUGGAGUUAAGGCCCACCCGCCUGUUACCAGCGCUCCACUCUCCCCACCACAACCCAAUGACCUCUACAAGAAUCCCACAAGUUCCAGUGAAUUCUACAAGGCCCAAGGGCCUCCCGGCCAGCAUAGCCUGAAGGGCGUGGAACACCGAGGCCCCCCACCAGAGUAUCCCUUCAAGGGCAUGCCACCCCAGUCUGUAGUGUGCAAGCCCCAAGAGCCAGGGCACUUCUAUAGUGAGCAUCGUCUGAACCAGCCAGGGAGAACAGAGGGGCAACUGAUGAGGUAUCAGCAUCCCCCUGAGUAUGGAGCAGCCAGGCCAACACAGGACAUCUCAUUGCCGUUGUCGACCAGGAACUCUCAACUUCACAGCCCUACUUCUUCCCUCACCUCUGGGGGUUCCUUGUCCUUGCUGCAGUCUCCACCAUCCACUAGGUUAUCUCCUGCUCAACAUCCAUUGGUCCCAAACCAAGGAGACCACUCGGCUCACCUACCUAGGCAGCAGCAACAUUUCCUUCCUAAUCAGACUCACCAGAGUGAUCUUUACCGUCUCACCCAGCCUGGCCUGAGUCAGCAGCAGCAGCAACACCACCACCACCAUCACCAGCAGCAGCAGCCACAGCCAGGAGAAGCCUAUUCAGCUAUGCCUAGGGCUCAGCAGUCUUCUGCUUCUUAUCAUCCAAUGCCGGCAGACCCUUUUGCCAUUGUUUCCAGAGCCCAGCAGAUGGUUGAGAUCCUCUCAGAUGAGAACCGGAACUUGCGGCAGGAGUUGGAAGGAUGCUACGAGAAGGUGGCAAGACUGCAGAAGGUGGAGACAGAAAUCCAGCGUGUCUCGGAGGCAUAUGAGAACCUUGUGAAGUCAUCCUCCAAAAGAGAAGCCUUGGAGAAAGCCAUGAGAAACAAGCUUGAGGGGGAGAUUCGAAGGAUGCAUGACUUUAACAGGGAUCUGAGAGAGCGUCUGGAGACUGCCAACAAACAGCUUGCGGAGAAAGAAUACGAGGGGACAGAGGAUACCAGAAAAACCAUCUCUCAGCUCUUUGCAAAAAAUAAGGAGAGCAUUCGGGAGAAGGAGAAGCUGGAAACCGAGCUGGCCACUGCCCGUUCUACCAACGAGGACCAAAGAAGACACAUUGAAAUCCGAGACCAGGCCCUGAGCAAUGCCCAGGCCAAGGUGGUAAAGCUGGAGGAAGAGCUGAAAAAGAAGCAGGUGUAUGUAGAUAAGGUGGAGAAGAUGCAGCAGGCCCUUGUACAGCUCCAGGCAGCAUGUGAAAAGCGUGAGCAGCUGGAACACCGUCUCCGGACAAGACUGGAGAGAGAACUGGAAUCCCUCAGAAUUCAACAGCGCCAGGGCAGCUCUCAGCCCACCAACGUUUCGGAAUACAAUGCUGCUGCACUGAUGGAGCUCCUUCGUGAAAAGGAGGAACGGAUCCUGGCCCUGGAAGCUGAUAUGACUAAGUGGGAACAAAAGUACUUAGAGGAGAACGUGAUGAGACAUUUUGCUCUGGAUGCUGCUGCAACUGUAGCUGCUCAGAGGGACACAGUCAUCAGCCACUCUCCUAACACCAGCUAUGACACAGCUCUCGAAGCUCGCAUCCAGAAAGAGGAGGAAGAAAUCUUGAUGGUCAACAAGCGUUGCCUUGAUAUGGAGGGCAGGAUUAAGAUCCUCCAUGCCCAAAUUAUUGAGAAGGAUGCCAUGAUCAAAGUACUCCAGCAACGUUCCCGGAAGGAGCCUAGUAAGACAGAGCAGCUGUCAUCCAUGCGGCCAGCAAAGUCUCUGAUGUCCAUUUCCAAUGCUGGAUCGGGCUUGCUCUCCCACUCUUCCACCCUGACUGGCACUCCCAUCAUGGAAGAGAAGCGGGAUGAUAAGAGCUGGAAAGGGAGCCUAGGCAUUCUCCUGGGUGGAGACUACCGUGCAGAGUCUGUCUCUUCUACACCCUCACCUGUGCCGCCCUCGACUCCCCUGCUCUCAGCUCACUCUAAGACGGGCAGCCGAGACUGCAGCACCCAAACGGAACGGGGAACUGAAGCAAACAAAACUGCAGCUGUUACUCCAAUCUCUAUUCCUGCGACAGCUGCUGCCGCCACUGCUGCCGCCAUCACUGCCAAUGCUGCCACCAACACCACCACCAUGGUAGCUGCUGCUCCAGUGGCUGUUGCUGCUGCCGCUGCCCCAUCUCCAGCAGCAGCUGCUGCUGCUCUUGCUGCUGCUGUUUCUCCAGCUGCUGCUAUUCAGAUUCCAGCCGCUGCCUCUGCUGUUGCUGCUACUAUUGUUGCUCCUGCUUCUGCUGCUGCUGUUCAGGUUGCUCCAGCUGCUCCAGCUCCGGUUCCAGCUCAGGCUCCAACUCCGGUUCCGGCUCCAGCAGCCGCUCAGGCUUCUGCUCCAGCUCUGACUCAGACACCGACUCCAUCUCCAGUUGCAGCUGCUACUCCAGCUCCAGCGCCAACUCCAUCUUUGGCUCAGGCUGAGGCUCCUGCAACUCCAGCCGCUGCUUCUGGACCACGGCGCUUGUCUAUACCAAAUUUGGCCUGUAAUCCAGACAAGACAGAUGGUCCCGUUUUCCACUCCAAUACUCUGGAGAGAAAAGCUGCUGCUCAGAUCCUGGGACAAGAGCCUGAUGCAGAAAUGGUGGAAUAUCUCAUCUAAACGGCCUAAUCCAAGAGCUGCAGUUUAUCAGCAAGAAUGCUCUUAAUCAUUUUUCCCUUUUGUUGUUAUUUUGAGGGUGAGGAAAAGGGAUUGGGGGAAUGUUUUUUUAAAGGGACUUUUUAUUGAGACCUUAUAGUACUUACAUAAUGCCAUAUGAACUCCAGUCUAUUUUGGUGCACUUAGAGAGUACCUCUAAAGACAAGUCAAUCAGAGGGUGCUCUAAAGGUUAUUGUUUGGAUUUCUACAAAUACUGGGACUGUUAAUAGCUGGAUAUUCACCAAUGUUUUACAAUGUGCUUAAAAAUUUUUGGCAUUUCCAUAUUCCAGAUCAUUUUUUAUUGAAGAGCACAGUAUGUUUGGAAGACAGUGUGUAAAAGGUAGUUCAGAAAUGGGAAGCCGGAGAGAAUUUGCACAUGUGAUGUUUUGCAGAGUUACCAUCUAGGCAGCAUCCAGAGAGAGAGAGUUCUUGCCUCGGGCUCGUGAAAGGGGAUAGUUUUUGGAGCCAUGUAAACUGGAGGGAAGGUAGGGAGUAGUGGGGUGUGGAAGGGUGCUGGAGCUAAUUUUCCCUUCCAACUUCCCAGCUACCCUGUGCCAGGGGAUUGUUUUUAUUUUCAUUUCAGUGGUGCUUUGGAAGUUGAUUCUUUUGGUUCCCUCUUGGAGGUUCAUACAUUCAUAUAUAUACUCUGGAAUAAUUUAUGCAUUUGGGUAAUUAAUAUAUUGCUUUCAGCCAUUAGGAAAGUUAAAUUAGCUGAAACUUCCUCUCUCUUAGAGAGUUAGACCACCGGAGGCCUUGAUGGAGAGUUGCAUGAGGUGCUUGCAGAAUGUAGACCUUUGUGGUCUGUGUCUAGCCAUGAACAGCUUGCUUGCCUUUCCUGAGACCAAUCUGCUUAGUGUCUAAUUCUUCCUCAGCACAAAUUCACUGGCUGUGUCACCAGUUCUCAAAUUGUCAACUACUUGCAAAACGAGGAAGCACUUUUGGUGACAGGUUGAAUGCUUUGAAUUUCUGGUGACUACUUUGAAAUAACUCAUUUUGUUUCCCAAGUUCUUAGACGUAUUUGACUAUCACCUCCAAGGGAAAAGCAUCAGAAACCCAAAGUACUAUGCUGCAGUCAGGGGAGAGGUGGGCUGCAGCAGAGUCCUCAGCUACCUCUUUCAUGGCCAGUGACUCCAUCUUAGAAUGCUUUUGGAGAGCAGCAGGAAAUGUACAUGUGGGCAGGGACCAAGGAGGCCAUGGCUCCAAACUUUGCCUAAGGGCUGCCUCCAGGAACACAGAAGGGCUGCUCAUUGCCAUAGGUCCCUGCUCUGUGUCAUUUAUCUACCCUUCAUUAAGAUGAUAAAUCUAUAAUCAAUGUCAUUAAUAUCAGUUUUCAGGGGUUUGGGGGGAGGUGAGGGGAUUGGGAGUGUUAUGUAAGGGUGGGGGGGUAUAGGUUUGGGGAUAUGCUAGUUAGAAAUCAGAUUAAUAGAAGAGUAGGCCUGAUAUAUUACAUUGUGAGGCAUAGUGGCUGGAAGGAAUUUUUGCAAUACAAUAGCCCAACCCCAUCAUUUUAGUGAUGAGGAAUCUGAGACCUGGAGACUGUAAGUGACUUUUUCAAGAUCAUACAACACAGCUUCCCACUCUGCCAAAUACCAUGCUCAUUUUGGGAAACAUUUAUGUACAAAAAGCCCCAUUUUAAGAAAAGGCAUCUUCACAGUCCAGAGCAUAUGUAUUUUGUAAAAUGGCCCUGGCUUUAGUAGUUUGUACAGGGUUUUGAGUUCCUAUCUUGCCUUUCCUGCAGUGCCUUUUGCAAGGUUUUUCCUUUCCUGAUUCUGAUUUCAGUAUGGAGUCACAUGGGACAUCUGCCCUAAAAUAUCAACCUCACUUCUUCUCUUGCUAUGAGAUUGGCUGUCUUGGAUCACCUUACAGAGUUCCUCUGUAAGUAUAGGAAUGGCCUACUUAACAGUAUUCUUGUGUCAUUCCCAGUGACCUUCCAAAGGAAUUAUUUUGUGUGGGGGGAAGGAGGAGAUAAGAGGGAAAGUGAUGUGGUUUUUCAGGCAGUCUUGACAUUUUUAAUAAUGAAGUGAUUAUCACACACAUUAGUACUCAGUUAUUUAGUGAAUCCCAAAUAGAAAUUAAAAGUGCAGUUGUGUUAAUGCUCAUUCAUAUUACCCUUUAGUCAUGGAAAAAAAAACCCUCAAAUAGUAAAAGCAACAAGUAGCAAACUUCAGGACUGCUACUUUCUGUCUAAAUAAAUGCAUAAGUAAAUAGAAAAAUAAACCUUUCAUUUACUCCUUUCAUGUUUAUAACAUAUUGCCAGCAUUUUUGCUAGCUCUGGGAGCCAUGGUUUUAAUUACAUUUUGUAAGGUGACAAAUGUCAUACAUUCCACACUGUGUGGCAGCCAUAUCUUUAGGCUCAUGUAUUUUGGGAAAGGAGGAAGUUCUUAGCUAAAUAUUAUUUUGAACUUUCCACAACAUCUCUUCCCCCCCUCACACCAGAGGGGUUCCCUUUUGGCUUAGUUUUUAAUCCCAGGUAAUUUACUCAAAUACAUUGUACAUUUGAGAGAUGGAAGAAGUCCAUGUCAUUGUAUUAUGUUUACGAAGAAGAUUGAUUCAGCCUUUUCAGAAGAUCCCUAAUAGAUGACAUUUUAAAAUUCAGGUUUAUGGGAGAAAUGUCAAGGUAGCCACCUUUUCACAAUUGUGUCAAUGUAACACUUGGGGGAUGUUUUUGGACUCCCACCUAUCUAUGCAUUUUACUGGCACCUCAGAACAGGAAGGUGACCUUGUUGUCUUAACUUGUACUGCAUGGUGGUCUCUGGGGACCUUCUAAGUCAGUUGUACUUCAACGUCCCUUGUACAGAAAAAUUUCAUUAGAACAAACUUUACUUGAUAUGAAAUUCUUAUUAACAUUUUUUUAUUAAAUAAAAGUAGCUUGAGCUUUCUUAUAAAAUCAUGUAUCUUAAUUGUUGUUUUAAUGAAGGAUUUGUUUUCAGUGCUGCUUCUGAGCUUUAGGUUGAGAGGAUAGUAGGAACCUGAAAUAUUUGCCAUCACCUGCCAUGGGAAACAUACUAGGAGACCCAUCACAUUAUCUUUUUCUUGUUACACAGUUGGUUAUGCACAAUAAUUGGAAAAUGAACAAAUUUACUGUGCAAACUAGUUUUUAUGAAGAGCCUAAAAACUAAUAAUGUAGCAACUUCAAGUGUAUACAUAUGCACUAACUCUUAUACAUUAUAUUCUCAUGUCUGUUAUCUCCUGUUAUCUCAAUUGCUCAUUCACAUAUGGAAUUUGUUACUUAAAAUGUGUGCAUUCUUACUGAACAUGUUUUCAAAGGAAGGCAUUAGCUAUGGGCUAAUUGCCACCAAUUUCAGCCUGGCAUGAUCCUUGGAAUAUAUCUUCCAAGUGCCAUCCAUCAUCAGUCGGACCAGUGUCGGGAGUUUGUUUGUUUUUUUCUGGUAGCAACGAUGGGUUAUAUGAAGCCUUCAACCCUACUUCUGUGGCCUCCCUUGUGAUUAAUGGCAUGUGUUUGUAAAAUGAAUAGCUGAGGUUGGCAGAUGGCUAGAGAAGAAUCACCUUUGGUUUGAAAUGUAUUUGGCCUUAUAAUGAUUAAGACCCCAUUCUGUAAUCAACGGAGCUAGUUCAAGUAAAAUUAAGCAGGUGUUGAAUCCACUCUGUGCCUAUCUUUUCACUGACAAUAAAGUUAGCUAUUUUAAAAUGCA
Messenger RNA from Myotis brandtii (Brandt's bat), 7553 nucleotides. It is a transcript of the gene AMOT, whose product is annotated as angiomotin. The record is from RefSeq and is a predicted model, not a curated record. The transcript has 14 exons. NCBI's taxonomy places the organism in Eukaryota, Metazoa, Chordata, Mammalia, Chiroptera, Vespertilionidae. Bases 670 to 3864 code for a protein of 1064 amino acids. Gene Ontology annotation, biological process: establishment of cell polarity involved in ameboidal cell migration; angiogenesis; regulation of cell migration. Gene Ontology annotation, molecular function: signaling receptor activity. Gene Ontology annotation, cellular component: bicellular tight junction; plasma membrane; lamellipodium.